AUGGAUUUUGAGUAUUUUGAAAAGCAAGAUGAUGAUGAUGAUGAUAUGAACGUUGAAUUUGAUGAAGAAGAUAUCAAAUACAACAUAGAAGAUUCAAAGAAACCAAUCGAGAAAGAAUUGGAUGAUUCUGAGAUUUCAUAAAUAGAAAUGAAAAUCAAUAAGAUGAAAGAGGAGGAAUAGUAUUUUGAUCACGAUUCAGAUGAAGAUACAAGAUAGAAAUUGACCAAAGCAAAAGAGUGGAAAAGACAUUUUGGAAAUUACACUCCUUUAAUUUUCAUCAAUGAUGAACCUAUAUUUGCAAUUAGUCCAUAAUGGAUAAUCAAUCUAUUUGUUAUAGUUGCAUUGUUGGUGAUUACGUACUUCUAAUUUACAAAGCCAAAACAAAAGACUAUUUAAUAUUGCAUUACAAUAAUUAUCAAUGUCUUAGAACUUCUAGGGUAUAUCAUUGCAGCUGUUAUGAAUCCUGGAAUAAAUACAUCCCUUCAAGAGACUAUCAAUAAACACAAUAAUUGUUAGGUAUUCAGUUAUCUAUUAUUCCAGAUUUGUGAAAUAGUACAUUAUCGAAAAGACACUUACCAUUGUGAGACUUGUAAUGUAUGCAUAAGAGAGUUCCAUCAUCAUAGUAACUUUUUGGGAAGAUGUAUUGGACAAGGCAAUUUAUUCUAUUACUACCUCAGUAUCCUAUUUUUGCCUUUGUUUCUAAUCAAUCUAAUAGUAUUAUAUGUGUUUUGA
Messenger RNA from Paramecium octaurelia, 732 nucleotides. The record is from the annotation of a GenBank genome assembly. NCBI's taxonomy places the organism in Eukaryota, Ciliophora, Oligohymenophorea, Peniculida, Parameciidae.